UGGAAAUAGCUUCCUGCGAACGCUGCACGGGCUCCCUUAGCAACCACGCGGGGGACGCAGCCACAUGGACUCCAUCCUUGGAGGCGAAGCAAAGUCCGGCGUGGAGCCGCGACGCUGAGCGCGCCCUCCGUCCCACCCGAGAUCCAGACGCGUUUUCCUGUCUUGGGUCUAGCGAGAGAAGAUCCACCCCAGCGCCGCCCACGUUCACCGGCGGCGCAUCCCCGACCGAGUCCAGCGAGCCGGAUCCCGAGCGCCCGCGCCGCCAGAUUCCCCGCGCGGCGAGCUCAGCCCGGCUCCCAGGAAGCGCGCGCGCGAGCGAUCGCCGAGCCUGACGCGAGAGGAAACCCUUCGCCCAUUGCGCGGGGGAAGGAGGGCGGCGGCGGCGGCGGCUUCCUGGGAAGAGCGGCGCGCCUCGGCUCCGCCUGUUGAUCCCUUUUCGGGGGAGGGGGAAGACGGGCGGGCGGGCGGCCUUCGCCUCGGCAUCAAUCAAACCCUUGGAAGCCAGAGGGAGACGCGCCCCGUGCCAAGCCGGGGAAUGCCGGCGCUCGUCGGGCUGCGCUGAGCCCUGCCUGCGCCUUUAAGGGCCGGGGCCGGAGCGGGGAGUGUCCCGGGCAGGCGCUGGAGGCUGGGCGGGCGGGAGGAGCGGGACUCCCCGGGACGGGAGCGGCGGCGGAGGCGGCGGAUCGGGCUCCGGGUGGGCCUUGGCGCACGGAGCGAGGGCGCACGGCGACGGCGCUGCCAGCAUGGACUGGGGCACGGAGCUCUGGGAUCAAUUUGACACAAUUGAGCGCCACACUCAAUGGGGCCUGGACCUGAUGGACAAAUACGUCAAGUUUGUGAAAGAGCGGACCGAGAUCGAGCAGGCGUAUGCAAAGCAGCUGAGGAAUCUUGUGAAGAAGCAUCUUCCCAAGAGGACUACGCGAGAAGACCCAGAAUCAAAGUUCUGCCAAUAUCAGGCCUUCCUUCAGGUGGUGAAGGAGCUGAACGACUUUGCAGGCCAGCGUGAGCUGGUAGCUGAGAACCUUCUAACGCGGAUCUGUGUGGAGGUUGCCAAGUACUCGCAGGAGCUCAAACAGGAGAGGAAGUCGCACUUGCAAGAAGGCCGAAGGGCUCAGCAGCAGCUGGAGAACUCCUUCAAGCAACUUGAAAAUAGCAAACGCAAGUUUGAGCGAGACUGCCGAGAGGCUGAGAAAGCUGUGCUGACUGCUGAGAAACUGGACCAGGACAUCAAUGCUACCAAGGCAGAUGUGGAGAAGGCAAAGCAGCAGGCAAACCUGAGGAGUCAUAUGGCUGAGGAGAGCAAGAAUGAAUAUGCUUCAUAUCUGCAGAAGUUUAACCACAAUCAGAGCCAGUUCUACUUUUUGGAGAUGCCACAAAUCUUCAAUAAGCUGCAAGAGAUGGACGAGCGGCGGACACUGCGCCUCAAGGAAGGCUACAGCGUUUUUUCAGAGACUGAGCAGCAAGUUAUGCCCAUUAUUGGGAAGUGUCUGGAGGGCAUGAAGGCAGCAGCAGAUGUGGUGGAUGAGAAGAACGAUUCCCAGAUGCUGAUUGAACUGCACAAAUCGGGCUUUGAGAGGCCAGGAGACAUGGAUUUUGAAGACUUCAGCCAACCCAUCAAUCGUACCUCAUCAGACAGCAGCCUUGGCAACCCCCGCGGCACCCUCGAUGGUCGCCUGGACCCCCGCCUGCUGGGCAAAAGCAAGGGGAAGCGCUGGCCCUUCAGCAGGAAGAGCAAGCUUCCACCCCCUCCCCUCUCUCCCUUAAGUUGCCCUUCCUCCUCCACUUCUUCCCCUUCCUCAUCUGCCAUCAAUGGACCUCCAUCCCCCAAAUUCACCCGUGACCCCCUGUCUUACUGUUUGAACGAGAUCAAUAAGACAGUCAAACCCCGCAUCACGUCCUUCCGCAGCCUCAAACGGGGGACUGUGAUCACGGAGGACUUUAGCCAUCUGCCUCCAGAACAGAGGAGAAAAAAGCUCCAGCAGAAGAUUGAAGAAAGGAAUCGGGAGCUGCAGAAAGAACUCGAUCAGAGGGAUGCCUUAAAUAAGAUGAAGGAUGUUUACCAGAAGACGCCGCAGAUGGGAGACCCUAAUAGCCUUGAGCCAAAGAUCUCUGAGACUCUGGGCAACAUUGAGAGGUUGCGACUAGAAGUCCAGAAAUGUGAAGCUUGGUUGGCAGAUGCAGAGAGCAGGAUGUUGAGUAACCGACCUGAUAGCGUCACACGCUACAACCGCCACUUGGAUCAUGCAAGCGCCCUGAACAACAAUAACUGUUCGCAUGACAAGGACAGCCUCAACACCACCCACUCCGAUGAGAACCAGGACACACUCAACCAGCCCAUCUACACCGAGUUUGACGAUGACUUUGAGGAGGAGUUGACGUCUCCCAUAGGCACCUGUGUGGCUCUCUAUCAGUUUGAAGGUUCCAGUGAAGGUACGAUCUCCAUGCUGGAGGGCGAAGAGCUCGGCUUGAUGGAGGAAGACAAGGGCGAUGGGUGGACCCGCGUGCGGCGAAGCAAAGGGGGCGAGGGGUACGUCCCCACUUCCUACCUGCGGGUCAACCUCAACUGAGUGCUGAAUUGGCCGUGGUACGAGGCCUGCGGCUUGGAGACUUCCGAGUCAACAGCAGGGCGCGUGUGGAAGAGAGGUGCAGUGUUUCAGCUGACUGAGGGGGAAGGACGGUGCAAUGCCUGCUGCAGGUGACCCCGUCCGAGAAGGAAGGUCACACCAAAUCACCACUGCAGAAACUGGGGGAGGCGACUUUGCUUGCUUGAAGAGAAGAAAUGAUGGCUGCAGCCCGCUUGGAUAAGAGCCAUGGGGGAGAGGGGUGGAAUUGGUCUCCAUGCUAAUAAUGUGCCCCCAACCAGUAAUUCCCCUUUCCUCCCUCCCCGCCAUGCCUUUGGAGGCAAGCCCAGCUACACUAGAUCCCUUGCAAAACCUUCUCUAGCAGGAACGGAUCGAAACGUGCCGCUUGCUUCCUCCUUUAGCAACGUUGCGGUUUUGCAUAAAGGAUGGGGAUGCCUCGCUUCCCGCCUCUAGCCCUGGGUGGGUCUCCCAUAGUGUAAGCGCAAUUGGUGUGGCAUGCGCGGGGGGGGGGCUUGCUUCCUCUCUCCCAGCUGCCCUGGGCAAAAUAGGCCCGCCUUCUCAUGGGGGCCAGGUGGCAGCCAUCCCCCUCAGUAGGGCUGGUCGGAGCAGAGGUCUCUAAGGAAUCAGUAGCUGCUUUGCACUGCAAGUCAGUAGACUCUGUGUGUGUGUAUGUGUGUGUACCAGUGAGAAGGGAGCCGGAUUGAAAGGAAGCCUUUAACUUGCACCCUCAUGCCACUGUGCCUGCCAUUGACUUUCUGGGGUAGGGUGGAGGGAGAACCGGGUUGUGAAUAGCUGCUUGGCAAGGCAGUCGGCUGCUAUCGCUGCAUAAGGUGUGAGCACCACCCCUCUGCUCGGAAGGCAGGCCAAAUGCCACAGCCGCAUCAAACUCACCCAGCUCCUCUUUCCUUGAAAUGCACUUUAUUUUUCCUGGAUUGAUUGGCCUGGCCCCUUCAGCCAUUCAGAAGUGCCUGCUCCCUGGAGUCACUACCCUGAACCCUGAAUUUUGCCAUUGGGGACAGCCACCAAUUACUUCCUGCCCCCCAGAUCUGUGGACUUUCGUGUGGCUUUGUUUUUAGGAAACAAAACAAAAAAAGAGGACUCUUUAACAUAUUAGCCUUUUUAUACAGUGACCAAUUUAUUUUACCACUCAGUUUAGCUUCUUACUCACAUAAUCGGUAAAAUGUCCCUGGCUCUUAACCCUGGUUCCCCCAUAAAGCAUGGAGGGGGGUAAGGGGAUUUUGGGGGUCCCGAGCCACACUCUCUCUCGAGAUGUAGAAUGUAUUUGCUGGUGCCUUUUUACACUUUAUGUAAAUAGCAGACAAAAUUUAGCCUGUGCAGUUGACUGUUGGUUUCUCUGGCCUCCCAAGUGCGGGUUUUUUAAGAAGUUUAUAAAAAUGCUAGACGGC
Messenger RNA from Podarcis raffonei (Aeolian wall lizard), 3988 nucleotides. RefSeq names its product thyroid hormone receptor interactor 10 (gene TRIP10). The transcript is spliced from 15 exons. Bases 744 to 2567 code for a protein of 607 amino acids. The record is from RefSeq and is a predicted model, not a curated record. Lineage: Eukaryota; Metazoa; Chordata; Lepidosauria; Squamata; Lacertidae. Gene Ontology annotation, molecular function: protein binding. Gene Ontology annotation, biological process: signal transduction.